UGGGUGAGUCGCUCAUUUCCAUGUCGCCCUCUUGUCAUUAUCUUCAACCUCGCCAACCCUUCAUCCUUCAAGCAUGACUGCUGGACGAGCGAACAGCCCAUUUCACACAAUGGAGCGAGCCACACCAACGGGGCAAUUGUCCCCAACCAUCAUCAACCUCACUUUUUCAAGCCCCAAGGUAGGGGUGGUCGCCCUGUAGACUACUUCGUUGCGUGCUUCAGGUGACAAGAAGUGUCGCCGUGAAGCGACGACGGGGCCUUGGUGCUCCGCGGUCAACUCCACCCCCUAACUUUGUCGAGUCUCGGGAAACCUUCUUGACAUACAUCCCUCCCCGCGCUCUCGGAGACGCGAUCCUGUACUCAGGAACCCCAUCACCGCGGCCCGCCGCUAAUAAGACCCGCAAAGGGUAUAUUCUUUUCAGAAACGUGCCGAGUCUUGUGUCGCUUAGUUCAUUGGUAUAGAGGCCGGUGUCGUACUUGGAGUCAGGUGCAAUUUGUCUUCAUACAAACAGAAAUAACACACUGAAUCAGCCGUUACGCGGAUCGAUUAUCAACCCAACGAUAGAGCUGAUAGAUUGUCAUCAAGUUCAUCGUCCAGCGUCAUCAUCUCUCCAACGCCAGCCGCCCGCGAACGGCUUCCCAGGACUCAAAAUGCAAGGACUAAAGAGAGAUAGGGCUUGUUUGGCAGGCAUGCCGGUCGAAAUAUUGCUCGAAAUCUACCACCACCUGGACAUUGCUGCCAUCUUCGAGCUUUCAGCAGUCAACAGGUCGUUCUUCAAUUUCUACCUCCGAAGAAAGGCUACUAUCCUGCUUCCAGUCCUCGAGAGAGAUUUCGGCCCGUUUGACGAGCUCCUCCAGGUCUACACAGCGUCUGCUGACGACAUCAACGUCAAAGAUGACUUGUAUAAGCCGCGCCGCAUCGUCUUCAGGCGCUUUGUUGGAGAUGCCGGGCUUAUGCUAACACAAUACUCUCCUGCGCCGAAUGUGCCUGUUGAGGGUAUCGGCAAUGGGUUCAUCCGUGUAGAUCAAAGUCGCAGGGCAGCUCCGUCGCCAGCAUUGAGUCAGAAGACGUCCGUGUUGACAGAGAAUGAUCUCGGCGGCCUCUUGCAGCACUGUCGGCUCGUUCAGAGGUGGGAAGCGCUGUUCCCGCAGAUGAGGUGGUUCAAUCAACCUGAAGACUGCCGUUUCUUGCGACCCCAUGAGUCGUUCAGAUUUCGCAGAGCCUUGUACAGGUGGUGGCUCUAUGGCCUCUACUUUCAUGGCGAGUUUCCUCGCCCACGCGUGGGGCAUCCUGAGCCGCAUGUGGACGACAUUCGAACCAGUCAAAUGCGCCAUCACUCUACUGCCGAGCUUCUUGAGUUGAUGGAUUUUCUGGAAACCAUCAAGGACGUGAUUUUGCACUAUAUCUGCCCGCGCUUGGAUCCGAGUCAAAGCACAAUCGAGGGCGAAGUCGCUCCCAAUGGACUUGCAGACCGGAGCCACUCGCUCGCCACCAGCUGGAUGGACCAAAGUCGUUGGGGCCGUGUCAUUAGAACGUAUGCGAAACUUGGUCCCGAGGAACUGUUGUACUACUUCGACAACAUUUACAGCUACCCGCGGAAACGCCUGAUCACAGAGAUUCGGCUCCAACACCCCAGCUUUACCUUUGAUCAAGAGUCCAUCCAAAUUGCCGUUCGCUGUGCGCUGGAUGAGCGGCAUUGGUUGGACAAGAAGCCCAGUCUGGCAGAGGAUCGUUGCGGUGGAAUCAUCGACUUUGAUGAUGAGCGCGACGAGCAGAGAGGCGCUCUCAAGCAUGACGGCAGCCCGGAUGGGUCAUUGCCUCAAGGUGCCCGGCCUGUGCCAUCAUUUUCGAGGUACUCUCCGCGAGGCGAUGACGGCUCGUUCAUGGACGACCAUUACCAUUUAUCUGGGUUUGAAGGGCGUGUGGCUGCGGCGAUGGCCUUGGAUGCCGUAGUCUAGACGCGCAUUGGAUGCCUAAUCUAUCGCGAACCCACGAGGGCUCGCAUUGUGCUGGCAUGGCAGUCUGCGUAUUCAUUGGGCUGCCUUCUUCACUUCGUACACGGCGGGCAAGCUAUAGAGCAUCAGAGCAGCGGCCAUCGUUGUGGAACGCUGUGCCGAUGUCACCGUCAGUGGCUUUCUUUGACUUGAGAAGACGGAAUAAAGGUGGAUAUUCAUCUUGAUGCGUCCGCGUGUGGACCGGAAAUUCAGGCUGCGUCGUCAUGUAGCACCGGCUCA
Molecule: messenger RNA, 2234 nt
Organism: Purpureocillium takamizusanense
Lineage: Eukaryota; Fungi; Ascomycota; Sordariomycetes; Hypocreales; Ophiocordycipitaceae
Exons: 3
Coding region: 651-1958 (435 amino acids)
Molecular function (GO): protein binding
Source: RefSeq, a predicted model, not a curated record